This is a messenger RNA of Vitis vinifera (wine grape), 1593 nucleotides long. Its product is annotated as cytochrome P450 81Q32. Lineage: Eukaryota; Viridiplantae; Streptophyta; Magnoliopsida; Vitales; Vitaceae. The coding region runs from base 9 to 1532 and encodes 507 amino acids. The transcript has 2 exons. The record is from RefSeq and is a predicted model, not a curated record. Gene Ontology annotation, molecular function: oxidoreductase activity, acting on paired donors, with incorporation or reduction of molecular oxygen; heme binding; monooxygenase activity.
UCACAGAGAUGGAAGCAACCUACUUGUGCUUGCCCUUUUUCUUGGCUUUGUAUUUAUCCACUAGACACUGGCUUCAAAAGCUCAAAAAUCUUCCACCAUCUCCAUUUCUCACUUUCCCCAUAAUUGGCCAUCUCUACCUCUUAAAGAAGCCAUUGCACCGAACGUUGGCUGAUCUUUCCGCCCGCUACGGCCCCAUAGUCUUCCUCCGUCUCGGCCCACGCCAGACCCUCCUUGUUUCUUCACCUUCUGCUGCUGAGGAAUGCCUGUCCAAGAACGAUGUCGUUUUCGCCAACCGCCCUCAACUGCUGUCCGGGAAAUACAUCGGCUACAACUACACCAGCAUGGCCUGGGCUAACUACGGCGACCACUGGCGAAACCUCCGCCGAAUCUCUACCCUUGAAAUUCUCUCCACUAGCCGUAUCCAAAUGCUCUCCGGCAUCCGUUCGGAUGAAGUCCGGUCCCUACUUCUCCGACUUUUGGAGAAUGGGGCGGAGACGGUGGACAUGAAGACGGCGUUUUUUGAGAUGACGAUGAACGUGAUGAUGAGGAUGAUCGCCGGGAAGAGGUACUAUGGCGGGAACGUGGUGGAGGUGGAGGAAACGGCUAAGUUUCAGGAGAUAAUAGAGGAUACAUUUCGGUUGGGAGAUACAACGAAUAUCGGAGAUUAUUUGCCGGUGUUGAGGUGGUUGGGGGUGAAGGGGAAGGAGAAGGGGUUGAGGGAGUUGCAGAGGAAGAGAGAUAGGUUCAUGCAGGGUUUGAUAGAAGAGCAUAGAACAAGAAUGGCGAAAGAGUCAUAUUCUUCUUCAUCCUGUAGAGUCGGAGAAAAGAAGACGAUGAUCGAAGUUCUGUUAUCCUUGCAGGAGAAGGAAGCUGAGUACUACACAGACGAGAUCAUCAGAGGCCUCAUGCUGGCUCUCUUAGGAGCUGGAACCGACACCACCUCUGCAACUCUGGAAUGGGCAAUGUCACUUUUGCUGAACAACCCAGAAGUCCUAAAGAAGGCCCAAAUGGAGAUGGACAAUCAGCUGGGACCCAACCAUCUCAUUGAAGAAUCGGAUCUAAGCCAACUCCCUUACCUUCAUUGCAUCAUAAGGGAGACACAGCGCAUGUACCCAGCAGGGCCAAUAGUUCCUCACGAGUCAUCAAAGGAGUGUAUGGUAGGGGGCUAUCACAUACCUCGUGGCACAAUGUUACUUGUCAACAUAUGGGGCAUACAAAAUGACCCUAAAGUUUGGAAGGAGCCGAGAAAAUUCUUACCAGAGAGGUUUGAAGUAGGGCUAGAAGGAGAAGGACAUGGGUUGAGGUUGAUGCCAUUUGGUUCAGGCAGGAGGGGGUGCCCUGGGGAGGGCUUAGCCAUACGAAUGGUUGGGUUGGUGUUGGGGUCAUUGAUUCAGUGCUUUGAUUGGGAGAGGGUUGGUGAAGGAAAGGUGGACAUGAGUGAAGGGAUUGGACUCACUUUGCCCAAGGCUCAGCCUUUGUUGGCUAAGUGUAGGCCUCGCCCAGCCUUGAUCAACGUUCUUUCACAAAUCUGACUCAAUUAGCUAGGUUCACACUGUUAGUAAUGUAUGUGCUUUGAUAUACAUUUAGAAUAAG